Pararge aegeria (speckled wood butterfly) is the source of this 1773-nucleotide messenger RNA. RefSeq names its product SET domain-containing protein SmydA-8 (gene SmydA-5). Bases 199 to 1773 code for a protein of 524 amino acids. NCBI's taxonomy places the organism in Eukaryota, Metazoa, Arthropoda, Insecta, Lepidoptera, Nymphalidae. The record is from RefSeq and is a predicted model, not a curated record. The transcript has 6 exons.
UCAUGCGUCCGCGGAUCGCGUCUCUAAGAAAAAGUGCUUUUGUUCAGUUCAAAGAAAAGUUAUUUGUGAUCGUAAAUUCUAACAGAUUUUUAUUGAGCUAAUUUUAGUUGCGUUAAUCAGUGCACGUACUUGAAAAUAAAUUAAUAUUUGGAGAACAAGGAGAUCGUUUUAAAUCUUAAAUUGAAAACCAAGAACAAAAUGGGCAAAGCUAGUGAAAAUGGUGGAACAGAAGUUUUCGAGAUCCACAAAUCAGAAGAACUCGGGCGAUACCUAGUGGCAGCUAGAGAUCUGACUCCUGGUGAAGUUGUCAUCUCGGAACUGCCCGUGGUCUUCGGCCCUAAAGCCAUGUUUGACCCCGAAGCCUCUAUGCCUUGCGUGGGGUGCUACAAACCAGUGUUUACUGACAUUGGGGAGAGAUGCUCCAGAUGCGGCUGGCCAGUCUGCUCUGGGAACUGUCCAGGUCUCAAGGACCCGUGGCAUCACGGUAUUGAAUGCGACAUCUUGAGUGCUCGUCCUGAAUGUGUUCUUGACAAUAUGGCUGAGUAUUACAGACAUGAUGCUUUACUGCCUCUACGUUGCGUUCUCCUACAAAACACAGAUCCGGUGAAAUGGCAGCAAAUUUUAGAGUUACAAUCGCAUAUGGAACAACGAACUCCUGGUUCAGACUUAUAUGACGAGGCUGACGAAUUCAUUGUUGAGUACUUGAUCAAUAGCUUUAUAAACAGACUUGAAGAUAGUGUAAAAAAGAAAUAUUUUAAAGAAAUUUCAAAGGAACUACUGCAUAGAAUGUGCGGAAUAAUCGACACUAAUGCUCUGGAAAUAAGACUCCCUGAUGGCGCGGAACUGAAUGCCUUAUAUGCUACAACAUGCUUACUAGAAAACUCGUGUAUACCAAACACGAAGCAUAUUUUUGGUCUUUCCACAAAAGACAAGAGUGAAUUAUACAGAAUAACACUUAAAGUUGUCGUUCCUAUAAUGAAAGGAAACCAUAUAGCCACUAUGUAUAGCCAUGCUUUAUGGGGAACGCAAGCCAGAAGACAACACCUAAAAGAUACUAAGUACUUUUCAUGCAAAUGCCAGAGAUGUAGUGAUCCCACUGAGCUGGGUACUUAUUUGAGUGCGAUGAAAUGCUUUGGCGAUGGUAAUAAUUCUUGUGAUGGUAUACAUCUUCCUGAAGAUCCCUUGGAUGAAGAAACUGAUUGGGCUUGCAGCAAAUGCCCGGUCAAAGUUAAUAAUUCCCAAAUUAAUAUGCUUAUAUCUCAAAUGGGAGAGGAAGUUGAAAACGUUCAAAUCAUGGGAGGAUCUGUUAAUAUGCUAGAAAACCUUUUGUGCAGGUUAUCAACGUUUUUACAUCCCAGUCAUUAUCACUUGUAUUCUAUUAAACAUUCUCUUGUCCAACUCUAUGGCAGGCAACCUAGUUAUUUGUCUGAGGAAAUUUUGGAUAAAAAAAUUAAAAUGUGUAAAGAUUUAAUUACUAUCACAACCACGUUAGAUCCAGGAAAUGCUAGGCUAAGUCUGUACAGUGCGGUUUUACAUCAUGAGCUACAUUUAGCGUUACUUAUGUUGUCUAAAAAGACUAAGAGUGAUGGAACUAUUAAAACUAUAGAUGAAAUAACUCCAUUGCUAAAUGAGGCAAAAUUGUCUAUUGACAAAGCUUUAAUAUAUUUAAAAGACGACAUUCAAGAGACUUCAGGUAAUAAACUGUACGAAGUUAUUGAAUGCAGCAAAAAGGAAUUUGAUAAAUAUUGUAAAGAAAAAAAGGUCAUCAUUUAA